AUGGGUGUCGGAGCGUUUAUGGAGCCGCUGGUCGUCGUGACCCUGCUGUUCGGCGGCACUUGGGUCAACCGAAACACAAGAUAUCGCAUCUUCGACCGCAGUAGAAACCACACGAGCUCGCGAUCGACGUCGCCCGACGGCUCUGUCGAGUCUGGCCGCUCCAGCCCGCGCUCCAGCGCAUCGCUGUUGGAUGGCUACCGAGCUUCUUCUCCGUCGCUGCUUGCCGAGCAGGUACCGCACUGGAGGAAACGCGAGGUGCGGGUCUUUGGGUUCCGGAAAGAGGUGGUUUCGCCCAAUACGCGGAGAUUCGAGGACUACUUCUUGAGCCGGCUGCUGCAGAAGUUCCCCUUUCUCGUCGAGGCAUGGUAUUGGGCGUUGAUAUACUGGGUUUACCAGCUCGGACGUGCUUUCACCGCGCUCACCCUCGUCGACGAGACCGUCGACGUAGCCCGCCAACACGCCCUCACCCUCAUCCACAUCGAGCAGCGUCUCCACAUCUUCCACGAGCUCGAUAUCCAGCACUGGUUCCUGCAGCACCCCUUCCUCCUCCACUGGACCAACCGCAUCUACUCCUUCAUCCACAUCCCCGGCACCAUCCUCUUCCUCGUCUGGCUCUUCUACUACACCACCACGCGGAACCACCUCGACCUCCCGCUCCCCAACAAACCCCUCGGGGAAGCCAACGGCUCUCCCGCAGGCCCCCGCCUCUACGCCGCCCGCCGCCGCACCAUGGCCGUCUGCAACCUCCUCGCUUUCAUCGUCUUCACCCUCUGGCCCUGCAUGCCGCCGCGGCUUCUCUCGGACCCCAACGUCCCCGGUGCCGUCGGCAAGGAAGCCCGCGCCUUCGGCUUCGUCGACACGGUGCACGGCGCCGAAGGCGAGUCCUCCGUCUGGACGCAGAACAAGUUCUGCAACCAGUACGCCGCGAUGCCCUCACUGCACUUCGGCUACUCCCUCCUCAUUGGCCUGACCAUCGCCUCCAUCCCGCUUGCCCCGCAGCACCGCCGAUCCCGCUCGUUUGCGCUCCCGCUGCUCCGUCUGCGCGUCAGAAUGCCUGCCCCGCGCCGCCUCGCGUGUCUCGCCAUCGGGGUUGCCUACCCGACUAUCAUUCUGAUCGCUAUCAUUGCGACUGCGAACCACUUCAUCCUCGAUGCGGUGGCGGGCGCGUGCGUGUGUGGCCUCGCCUGGACGGGGAACCGCGUGCUGCUGAAUCUGCUGCCCGUAGAAGAUUACUUUUUGUGGUGCGUGCGGAUCCACAAGCCGGAGCGGAGGGCGCUGUUUCUGGAGGGAGAGGACGAGGAGGGGUCGUCUUGGGAGACGGAGACGGCCAGGGGGAAGGGGGCGCUGUUUCAGUAG
Paraphaeosphaeria sporulosa is the source of this 1356-nucleotide messenger RNA. RefSeq lists its product as uncharacterized. The record is from RefSeq and is a predicted model, not a curated record. Gene Ontology annotation, biological process: inositol phosphoceramide metabolic process; sphingolipid biosynthetic process. Gene Ontology annotation, molecular function: inositol phosphoceramide synthase activity. Lineage: Eukaryota; Fungi; Ascomycota; Dothideomycetes; Pleosporales; Didymosphaeriaceae. The coding region runs from base 1 to 1356 and encodes 451 amino acids. Gene Ontology annotation, cellular component: inositol phosphoceramide synthase complex. The transcript has 2 exons.